Molecule: messenger RNA, 2926 nt
Organism: Pyricularia oryzae 70-15
Lineage: Eukaryota; Fungi; Ascomycota; Sordariomycetes; Magnaporthales; Pyriculariaceae
Exons: 5
Coding region: 1-2757 (918 amino acids)
Biological process (GO): mitotic G2 DNA damage checkpoint signaling; DNA replication initiation; mitotic DNA replication checkpoint signaling
Source: RefSeq, a predicted model, not a curated record
AUGACCUCCCUGAGGAUGCUUAUCGCUAGCAACCUCUGGAUCGAGACGUUCGACCCCACGCUACGUUACUUGAUGGCCUCCCCCUCUCGAGCAUCGGACUCGGAGAACUCAGGCUUCGAUUCUGCUCAGCCUUUUCGUGGAGUGGUGGUUUGCUGCACAAGCAUCCCGGUAGAACAAAGGGCCGAGAUUGCCCUGAAGGCUGCCGAAUUAGGCGGCACGCACAAGUACGAUCUCACCCCGGACGUGACGCAUCUGAUUGUCGGCGAGUACGACACGCCGAAAUACCGCCAUGUCGCCAAGGAACGACCCGACAUCAAGCCCAUGGCUGCAGGCUGGAUCGAUGCCAUCUGCAGCCUCUUCACCAUGGCAGAGCCCAUCAACUUCAAGGCGCUCGAGACGGAAUGGCGCCUGAAGACGUUUGAGACUGAUGGCGGCAACGGACGCGGCCGUGGCAAGUUGCUCAUCUGCCUGACGGGCUUUGACGAUGCCGACGAACGACAGUCCAUAACACACACUAUCACUUCCAACGGGGGCUCCUACACGGGUGACCUGACCAAACAUGUCACGCAUCUCGUAGUACACCAGCCGCGGGGCCGAAAAUACGCUGCAGCGAAAGACUGGCAGAUACGUACUGUUUCAAUCGAGUGGGUUCGGGACAGUGUCGAACGCGGUAUGAUCCUCGACGAGUCGUUAUAUGACCCGCUGUUACCGCCCGAGGAGCGGGGUCUCAAUGCUUGGAACAGAAAUGCACCGGCAAGGCGGUCCGCGGCCGGGAGCAAACGGACCCGCGAUGCGUCGUUUGCGGCCAAGGAGGGGGGUGCGCCGGAUGACCGGAAGACGAAGCUGCGAAGGACGGCCAGCUUGAAGCUUAGCAACCAGAGAGACGGCCUGUGGGGCGAUAUUCUUGGAAAGCCGGCGCAGUCGAAACCGUCGCCGAUCUCUGCUGAGGCGGCUUUACCGGAGCAGGAAACCCCAGCUGUGCAUGUUGCGCCGCUGGCCGAAGGCAACAACAGCUCGUUCAAAACUUCCUUUGCUGCACCCGAUGCAAAGACGACCCCAGCUCCGGCACCGUUUGAGAUCCCCAAGGAGCGACCAGUGUUUGACUCGUGCUGUUGCUAUGUUCACGGCUUCUCGCGGCGGCAAACCGAGAUUUUGGUGAACACGCUCGCCUCUCUCGGUGGGCACGUCUGCUCUAGCUUGGAGGAACUUAGCUUGGAGAAAGGAGCACAGUACUCCCACCGCAUACUCAUCGUUCCACAAGAGUCACAGCCAGAAAGUCAUCCAAGGCUACCAUCUGGAGCCUCAAUAGUCACCGAGUUCUUCAUUGAGAAAUGCCUACACAAGAAGCAUUUCUUUGAUCCGAACCAUCACGUCAUCGGCCGUCCGUUUCCGCGCUUCCCAAUUCAGGGCUUCGAGAGUCUUGGAAUAGCUACCUCGGGGUUUACAGGUGUGGACUUGAACCAAAUAGACAAGACGAUUCGCCAGCUCGGUGCGCGCUACGACGAGCGAUUCACCGCAAACACCUCGAUGCUUCUCUGCACGUCAUUAGAAGCUGUUCGCAAGCAGAAGCUGGAUCUGGCGCUGGCAUGGAAAGUCCCUGUUAUUCAGGCCGACUGGCUUUGGACUUGCAUAUCAACUGGCUACAAGGUCCCGUUUCGGGACUUUAUGUAUAAAGAGCUUAACCAGAGCAUUACGCCACCGAGAACGCUCUCUGCAAACACUGAUUUGACCAGGUCACGAUCCGCACCAUCCGACAAGGAGAAGGAGUCCUUGCGCAGAACAAAAUCAGCUUCUGCAUCUCGUCCUUCAACCGCAGAAUCUACUUCAGCGCAGGCCCCCGCGCCUCCAGCAGCACCCGAAAGUGCGAGUGAUGCGACAUCGGCAAUUCCUAUCCAGGCGGAAACUGCUGAGUCUGCGGAGAAAAUCAGCGAUCACGAGAAGGGACCUGCAGGAGAGUCUAAUCAUCCAAAAGAACCGAAGGAUGACACCGGGACAAAUGACGGAAGUCGAGCACCAUCAGAGCCAUUGGCAGCCAAAUCGGUCAGUGCGCUCAACAAAACACCCCCAGAGCAACAGAUUCAUGGAGAAGAAAAGUCUGCUGCGGGAGAAGCAAACGAACAGCCGAAGAACAAGCCCGCGGCGCAAAGGAAGCUUGCAAGAAUAGCAAGCGAGGUUGCCGACUCGGACGCCGACGAUUCAGAGGAGGAUGCUCUCGCCAUGGCCGCAAGGGAAGCGUCGGCCCAAAGAGCCCGCGAGAAGAAGCUAAAGGACGAAGCCAACCGCUUGGCUUUGUGCUCCAAGCUGACGUCCCUCCUCGACGGUAAAACGAGCGCUCCCGGUUCGGCAGACGAACAGGACGCAUCUGGCGGGCAGUCAGCAUUACCGGGAGCGGCACCACAGCCGGCCCGUCGUAAACGUAAGAUCAUGGGACGCGCAGUCUCCAACGUCUCUAUCGGCUCCAACGGCAGCGGUGGUGGAAAUGCAGACGCUGUCUCUGCCACUGGGGACAAGAAUUCGGUAAUGGGCGCAGACGACAGCAAAACCAAGGAGAAUGCACCGCCGCCGGCCACUCAGCUGGUGUACGAUGCGCCACAUGCGGACUACUUUAUGGCACAGUUGAGGGCUGGCGUGGCCGAUGGCACGAAAGGGCCACCCAAGGAUGCCGGUGGAGGGGAGAAGCUCACCCUCAAGGACUUGCAACAGCCGCAGCAGCAAUAUGGUACAAGUGCGGCCGGCAGGAGGACGAGGAGACGAUGAUUCUGCUUCGUCUUUUCUGCUGGUAGGGUGAUUUAUGUUCAAAAGUUCGUAGUCUGACGAUGUUGUUGUGGGUUAUAUGUUACUUUUUUUUUUUUAAAGUUUUAGUAGAUACCAUACCAUUUAUGGAUAGCAUGGGUUAGGUGUGGCAGUAUAUGUCCAUAGUAACGAG